Messenger RNA from Haliaeetus leucocephalus (bald eagle), 978 nucleotides. It is a transcript of the gene RBM7, whose product is annotated as RNA binding motif protein 7. The transcript is spliced from 5 exons. Gene Ontology annotation, molecular function: single-stranded RNA binding. The coding region runs from base 27 to 899 and encodes 290 amino acids. Gene Ontology annotation, biological process: regulation of alternative mRNA splicing, via spliceosome. The record is from RefSeq and is a predicted model, not a curated record. Gene Ontology annotation, cellular component: nucleus. Lineage: Eukaryota; Metazoa; Chordata; Aves; Accipitriformes; Accipitridae.
UGAGCGCGAGCUGCCCGGCCGCGGCGAUGGGGGCGGCGGCGGCCGAGGCGGAUCGGACCCUUUUCGUGGGGAACCUGGACCCCAAGGUCACCGAGGAGCUCAUCUUCGAGCUGUUCCACCAGGCAGGUCCGGUGAUUAAGGUGAAGAUUCCGAAGGACAGAGACGGCAGACCCAAGCAGUUUGCAUUCGUGAAUUUCAAACACGAGGAAUCGGUCCCCUACGGGUUGAGCCUGCUGAACGGCAUCAAGCUGUACGGGAGGCCCAUCAAAAUCCAGUUCCGAUCAGGGAGCAGUCAUGCAUCUCAGGAUGGCAAUCCAUCUUUGUCCCCGCACGGAGCCGCCAACACCAGCCCCUCUGGCGCGCCGCAUCCAGCAUCAAACUGCAGCAGAUAUGACAGGAGUCCUGAUGGUGCGGUAGCAGCGGGAUUCUCGUCAGCGCAGCGGUCUCUGCCAUCGGCCGAUAACCUUCAGAGACAAGCAGUGAUGAACAGCGCCAUGUGGCAGCAACCUCAGUUUGGGGGGAAGUAUGAGCAGCCUGGCUUCCCCGUGCCUGCCUACCAGCACGCUCCCCACGCUUUUCACCCCUCGCCGGCCUCCCAAAUGCCGCGGCGCCCAGAGGUGCCGGCCCAGCGCAAGGGCAGGCUGAGCGCCCACCCCUACCACCCAGACAGCAGGCACUUCGGCCGCGAGCAGCGCUUCGGGGAGCGGGGACCCGACUACGGCAGGGGCAAGAGGGAGGAGUACGGCUUUGAGGAGAGGGGGCAUGAUGCCGAGCAUCACUACCGGGGGGGCAGAGAGGAGCCUGCCUAUGAAGACAGGCACCGGGACGGCUGGAGCCACGACUAUGACUACCGGAGGGAGAGCUACAGAGAGGCCAAGUGGCACCCGUCGCGGCAUUAACGCCCGUUCAACGGGCUCGUAAAGAACUUGAUGGCAAAGCCCAAUCUGUUUCUUACCGUGUAUAUGUAUAAAAAAACCU